AUGCAGUUCGAGCUAAUGACGCUGCUAAAAAGGAAUGGUAGACUGGAGCAGAACAACAUUACGGUGUGUCAGUACAAUGUUGAGUUCCACUGGCCGUCACCGAAAGAAGCACGCCGAUUCGCAGAAUAUUUGCUCGAUACAGUCCGUGAUGCAAGGUAUCUGCCACUGAAGCCUAUCAAAUUCUGGAAAAUUGCCAGGCUAUAUGCGUUAAACGUGGACGACAAAAUAUGCGCUGAGCGGUAUUUGCUCAAAGCUUAA
Molecule: messenger RNA, 258 nt
Organism: Gongylonema pulchrum
Lineage: Eukaryota; Metazoa; Nematoda; Chromadorea; Rhabditida; Gongylonematidae
Source: the annotation of a GenBank genome assembly